Molecule: messenger RNA, 1648 nt
Organism: Cervus elaphus (red deer)
Lineage: Eukaryota; Metazoa; Chordata; Mammalia; Artiodactyla; Cervidae
Product: collagen alpha-2(I) chain-like
Exons: 6
Coding region: 1-1212 (403 amino acids)
Source: RefSeq, a predicted model, not a curated record
AUGGCCGAGUUUGGGCCAAGGGCAAGCCACUGCCUGUUCACAUGGAGCCAGGCCCCCCCACCAGGCAUCGUGCCCUUAGACUUGAGCACAUGGCAUCGAAAGGCAGCACUGGGCUCAGGGCCAGCCAGGGGACCCCUGCUGUUGUCCCGGCGAGAGCUGGUGGAGGCUGCACCAGGGGGAAAAGCAGGAGGCAAGGAGGCCUACUUCCGGUGGGCACUGUUGGGUGGGGCCGGUGUCGAGGCACAGAGGGCAGGAGGACACAGGCCUGGUGGAGCGAGCCCGGAUGGCAGCAAGCGCCGGGAGGGCACGAGGCAGGGGAGAGGCCAGGGGCCGCUGGAGGGGGCCCUGGGGAAGCACAAACGCGAGGAGGCAGCCGCCGAGCCCGAGUGGGCUGGGGCGCGGCCGGUGGGAGAGCACGACCGGGGCCGACCCGUGGCCGUGGCCGUGGCCUUGGGAGCCGACAGCCGGCCCGGGCCCCGCGGGCGCCGCGCCCCCUGCACGCGGCCGGCGGCGAUCUGGGAAGACGCGCAGCUGCGGGGCGGGGGGCCGGCCGGGCCGGACGGAGGCCCUGGGGGCGGGGCUAAGGGCGCGGGGCGGGGCAAGCGGUGCCCUCCCGCGCGCGCCCCUGAGACUGCGCGCUCUGCCCGCUCCCGCCCAGAGAAAGGACCCCUGAGGGCGGAGUCUUUCUCCACAACUCCGACUUCUGGUCUCUGGGCGUUUUCCCUCCGGGUGGAAAACCCGCCGCCCUCCAGGCCCCGGCCCCAGCGGUGGGCGCCUCCUUACAGGUCGGAGGCCGGGGCCUCUGGACCCCAAGGUUGUCUGGCCAACCCAGUGUACAGUGAAGAGCCUUUUCCUGUGUUCCCUUUGCCGCGAAUACUUGUCUGGCCCGUCCCCGUGUCUGGAACCCUGCGUAGACUCCUAGAGCCCAGACAAACGCCCGGGGGGAGGUACGGCCCCGGCCGCGGGUGGCCUUCUUGUCAGAAGGCCUUCACUCUGCACCUGUUCGCUCGUUGCCGGUCUGUGGCGUCUAGAAUGUUCAGGGGGCCGUGCGGGAGUCAGCCCGCGGACAGGCGGGACUUCAGAAGGCAGUCUCCUCAGGGUGGGGAGCUCCUCCUCUUGAGGGGGUCAAAUCCCAACCCUCUUUACCAUCAAAGCUCCUCUCUAGAUGCCCGUGACCCUGGGACCACAGAGCCCUGGACGCUCUGGAAGUAGACGCAGUUUGCCCAGCUGGCUGAUUUUCCUUCUCAGACUGGCUUAUCGGUGAGACCCAGGCUGGCCCAAGUCCGGAGCAGCAGAUGCCUAGACCCUCUCUUGGUUUCUCGGACUCCCCAUGUUCUUUUCUUGUUUGUUUCGUGUCUGUGUCUCUCACUGGGGUCUUGGCCCCACGAGGGCAGGGGCGCCCUGUCCUCUGUUACUGUGGGUUGUCCCCGGGGUCCACACCAGGCCCUGGCCCAGGGGAGAGAAGGACCUUGUGUCCAAGGUGCUGGAAAGUCUUUGACUGACAGCAAACACGCCACCGACGUAUUACCUACAUUUGUCCUCUUCCCAUUGUUCUGUGACAAUUAAAAUCCUUUCCUUGCUGUUUCCUCAGUGUAUCAUUUGAUGGUGCUAAAUUAAAGCCCCAUUUUAUCUGAAGCUCAAGCUUUAU